Cylindrotheca closterium is the source of this 600-nucleotide messenger RNA. The record is from the annotation of a GenBank genome assembly. Lineage: Eukaryota; Bacillariophyta; Bacillariophyceae; Bacillariales; Bacillariaceae.
AUGGAGCAAAUCAGCUAUAAGUUUAAGUUUAAAAAGGGAAAAAUCAAACCGCCAGAAAGUUAUUUGGGUGCUGGUGUGAAAAAGAAGGAUCUGGAUGGUGAUGACAUGUGGACUAUGUCCAGUCACGAUUAUGUUGUCGCUGCAGUGAAGAAUGUAAAGGAGACGAUUACAAAGAGCAACAAGUGGAAGAUGCCUAAGAAGGCAGUGACGACAAUGACAAGUGAUUAUAUCCCAGAGUUGGACGGAUCACCCAAAUUGAACGCAAAAGACCAUACCUAUUACCAGGAAUUGAUUGGAAUCUUGAGAUGGGCGACUGAGAUUGGAAGAGUUGAUAUUCUAUUGGAGAUUUUGCUAUUGAGUCAUUAUCAGGCAACGCCAAGAAAGGGUCACAUGGAGCAGUUGUUGCGGAUUUUUGCUUACUUGGAUACAUAUCCAAAGUUGACAUUGUACUUUGAUUGGAGGCUGCCAAAUGUCAUUGAAAGGAGACUUCCAAACCCUCUAUCGCGACGCGAAAGAAGAGAUGCCGGCAAAUAUGCCACCACCAAAAGGGAGACGAGUUGGAAGUUUGGCUUGGGUAGAUGCGCCUCACGCAGCAAAUAA